GACGUAGUGGUUACAUACUCUUUGGCAUUCGUCGAAGAAAAGUUUUUGUGUGUAGACGUGCGUUGUGUUACAAUACUAGUUUUUCAAGUUAUUUAGUGUUUGUUGCAAAUUACCAAAAAGUGAAAAGAUAACUACCGCUCAUAAAAUGGCUUGGAUUUACCUAAUUUUUGCUGUUUUCAUAAGUGCUGCCGUGGCCCAGACUGAGACUGAAGAAGCACCCUUUGGAGGCUCCAUCACAUUGCCACCAGAACUUCAAGCCAAAAUAAAUGAGACCGAUGUAGAAAAGUACAAGACACAGUACUUAGACCAAUUUAAGAAGAAAUGUGAACAAAACGGUCAUCCUGAGUUAUAUGAGAGUGCACAAACAGCCGCUACCGACCUUAUGAGUUGCUUCAACUCUUUGGUGGACAUGGAAGUUUUGCAGCAGGAAAUCGAGAAUGCUAAACCCACUGGUGAGGUCGACGAAGUUUUCAAAAAAUACUGUGCGAAGACGCCUCAGUUCAAGAACUGCUUCCGCAACAUGACCGAGAUGGUAAAGCCUUGCUUCUCACCCGCGGAGCAGAAAAACUUCAACGUCAUGUACAACGUCACGGAACAAUUAGCCGACUUCAUCUGUUUCAAAGAGGGUGACAGAAUUGCCCUGUUCAUCGCCGAAGGUGGUAAGGAAUGUUUCCAAGACCAACAGGACGGAAUACAGGAGUGCUUCAGCACAGUGUUCGAUAACAAAACGCAGGCAAAUAUUCAGAACAUCUCCGUAAGCGGCAUCAUGGAGCUCGAGUUUAAGGAAAAGCAAUGUGACCAAAUGACCGGCUUACAGAAGUGUAUGGUCAGUACAUUGGAAAAAUGCCCCAAGCCAACCUCAGCUAACAUUUUGGACUCACUCUUCAACUUCAUCAGAAAAGCCACUCCUUGCAAGCAAUUUAUCAAGGCUCCUGAAAAAUCCCAGGCCAGAGGUCGAAACACAGAAGAGAAGAAGGGCGCGCCCGGCUCAGCGACUGGUCUAGCUGUAACGGCAACAACCCUUUUAACGGCCUUAGUUGUGUCGAUACUCGUCUAAACUUCACCUACUAGAUUUAUAUUAAACGCUCCUAUAUUUAACUUUAAUUAUAAACAACGCUAUAAAAACUAUUAUACCUAAACAAAAGGUACAAAGCAACAGGUCACAGCGAUCAAAACCGCUAGUGCUGCCAUCUGCGUAAAACAAAAAAUGCAAAGAAUUUAAAAGUCCAAAUCACCAU
Messenger RNA from Spodoptera exigua (beet armyworm), 1238 nucleotides. NCBI's taxonomy places the organism in Eukaryota, Metazoa, Arthropoda, Insecta, Lepidoptera, Noctuidae. The record is from the annotation of a GenBank genome assembly.